CUCCUGUAUCCGAAAAGAGCGCCCAAAACCGUGAGAACCCCCAGCAUGUUAGCAAGGCCCAGCCUUCUCUGCACACAAUUCUUACUCUCUCGAAAAGCUGCUUCUGCCUUAUCAUUCGCCGUCGUCUCCUUAUCUCCCAACCGCCGUCUAGCCAACUCCGACGCUACUACCCCGAAAGCUCCCACAGCUAAGAAGGAACGACCACCGACCGCCAUGUUUGAGAAACUCCUCCACCAAGGUCUUAUUUCCCAGAAGACCUUGGACGCUAUCCCGCAUACCCACAUGACGCCGGUUCAGGAGCAGACUAUGUUGCCCAUUUUGGAAGGGAGGGACUGUCUGGCACAAGCAAAGACCGGAACUGGCAAAACGUUGGCGUUCCUGGUACCCAGCAUCGAGAUCCUGCGGCGCAGACAGAAAACCUUCCCGGUAAACAAAGUCGGGAUCCUCGUCAUCUCCCCAACCCGCGAGCUGGCGAUGCAGAUUGCGAAAGAAGCUGAAAUGCUGACCAAAAACGACAAGUGGAUCGGGAUUCAAACCCUUGUUGGUGGUAUCGAUAUGAAGAAGGAUUUCCGCGCCUUGCAGGCCAAACCUUUUCAGAUCGUCAUCUGCACACCGGGACGGAUCAAAGCGCACUUUGAGGAAGGGACGAUGAAAGCGGACUGUAACCAACUGCAGGCUCUGAUUCUGGAUGAGGCCGAUCGGUUACUAGACCAAGGAUUCCGUCGCGAGAUUGAGAAGAUCAUAGCGUUCUUGCCUAAUCGCGCUCAGGUCCCUCGCCAGACGCUGUUGUUCUCUGCCACCAUCCCCCAGCAAGUCAAAGAAAUCGCAAGGCUUGCUCUCAACCCGAACUACGAGCACAUCUGCACGAUUUCUCCGGACGACACUGCUACGCACGACCAUGUAUCGCAGCAUAUCAUCUCAGCUCCCGACAUGGGCUCCGUACUUCCCGUUACUCUGCAACUGUUGCUCACGCUGCACCGGGAGCAAACAUCGAAAAUGGUGGUGUUCUUGCCCACCGCCCGCCUCACGCAGCUGUUCUUUGAGCUGUUCAAGGCUAUAACUCGCACGUCUGGCCUUCCUGAAUGCUUUGAGAUACAUAGUCGGAAAAGUCAAGCGCAGCGUACCAAAACCGCCGCGCAAUUCAAAGAUGCCAAAACCGCGAUCCUGUUCUCCUCCGAUGUCUCCGCCCGCGGAAUGGACUUCCCGGGUGUCCAAGCCGUCGUCCAAGUCGGCAUGCCCUCCGACCGCGAACAAUACAUCCACCGCCUCGGCCGAACCGGGCGCGGUGACAGCACCGAAGGCGAGGGAUACCUCAUCCUGGCUCCCUUCGAAACACCCCUCCUCAACCUCAUCAAAGACAUCCCUACCGAACCCCUCCGCAUUAUCCCUGAUCCGCACGCCAUAGCCGCUGUCGAACAGGCACUGGAUAUCGUCGACAUGCAGACAAAGCACCAGGCGUAUGCGACCUUUCUGGGAUACUACAAACAGAUGCUCGGGAAAGUCAAGUUGCGACCCGAAGCGCUUGUCGUGCUUGCCAAUGAGUGGGCGCGGACGUGGGGUUGUGGCAACACACCGCCGCCGAUGAUGAGGUCGACUGUGAGCAAGAUGGGGAUGAAGGGGGUCGCGGGGUUGAAUGUUGUUAGUCAGUUGCCAGGAAUGGAGAUGGGUAAUAGUGGUGGGGGAAGGGGGCCUGCGAGGAGUAAUGACAACAGGGCCCGUGGCGGUGCGCCGAGCGGUCCACCCUCCAAUACCAACAACAACAACAACAACAACAACAACAACAA
Fimicolochytrium jonesii is the source of this 1784-nucleotide messenger RNA. Its product is annotated as DEAD-domain-containing protein. Gene Ontology annotation, cellular component: mitochondrion. NCBI's taxonomy places the organism in Eukaryota, Fungi, Chytridiomycota, Chytridiomycetes, Spizellomycetales, Powellomycetaceae. Gene Ontology annotation, molecular function: ATP binding; nucleic acid binding. The annotation marks the transcript as partial. The transcript is spliced from 3 exons. The record is from RefSeq and is a predicted model, not a curated record.